Messenger RNA from Talaromyces stipitatus ATCC 10500, 2761 nucleotides. Its product is annotated as DUF124 domain protein. Lineage: Eukaryota; Fungi; Ascomycota; Eurotiomycetes; Eurotiales; Trichocomaceae. The record is from RefSeq and is a predicted model, not a curated record. The coding region runs from base 1 to 1113 and encodes 370 amino acids. The transcript is spliced from 4 exons.
AUGCAGUCAUUUCUUCCGCGGCCCUCCUCUCAGGGCCAGCAUUAUCCUCCAUUCCCUCCUCCACCAUUAGCUUCACCAGGGUUCCCACCACCACCACAACCAUCUCCAGGGUUCCCACCUCCAAACUAUAACUAUCCGGCUCCUCCAAAUCAGCAGCAGCAACAACCACAACCACAAAAUGCGCAAUCACAGUUCCCACCACCGCCUAGCAGCCGUCCAGCGACUACAAGUCCGCCUCCUCGAUUCGAGGCAGCAAGCAAUAAUAGCGCAGCAGCUCAUCAGGCGGCUAUGCUUGCUGCAGCGCAAGAACAAAAGCUGCCGUUGUCGCCGCCGCCGAUGUCUCCUCCGCCAACGGGUAGGCCUCGUAUGGAGCAGAUGCCUGGUGGUGCGCCUCCAGUGGGCCAAUUUAGGGGUGCACAGGCCACAGGUGCGGAUGAUGUUGGGACGUUCAACGGUGGGAGUUAUAGAAUCAGUCACCGGAGUGUGAAUUCGAUUGUGACUUUUCAGCUUGCGAUGGGUGCGCCGCUAGAAGCGAGACCAGGUGUUAUGAUUGCGAUGUCACCAACUGUCACGCUCAAGGGUAACUUUCAUUUUUCGAUGAAAAAGCUUCUCAUUGGAGGUGAAAUGAAUCACUCGACAUAUACGGGGCCUGGAGAGAUUUUGCUUGCCCCCUCUGUUCUUGGUGAUAUCACCGUUUUACGAUUGACAGACGACGGACAGACAUGGAAAGUUGGACGAGAUGCAUUCCUUGCCAACACGGCGUCGGUCAAGAAGAAAUAUAAGGCUCAAAACCUUUCUAAGACUCUCUUCUCCGGUGAGGGUUGGUUCGUGUAUAAUAUAACAGGCCCCGGGUUGCUUUGGCUGCAGAGCUUUGGUGCCGUGAUAAAAAAGGAGCUCGUUGAAGGAGAGAGCUACUACGUGGAUAAUGGUCACUUGGUGGCAUGGAAUUGUGAGUACAUUAUUGAACGAGUUGCUUCUGGCGGUAUGAUCUCAAGCUUGAGCUCUGGCGAGGGCUUAGCUUGUCGUUUCAAAGGCCCAGGAACUGUCUAUUUACAGACACGAAACCUGAAUGCUUUUGCUCUUCAGUUGGGCGUGAGCACUGCAAGUGGAUGAUGAUGACAUAUUCAAACCCGAAGUUUGAUAUUGACUCUCAACACUUGCGUGAUUCUCGACGAGAAGCCAGCGGUUCUCUUGAGAAAGUUGAAUGUAGCAAUCUGUGGAUGAGUAUAUAUAGUCCACCUGGGCAGUCUUUCCUAUAUAAUUCGAAAAGGAAAUGUAUUAAGACUUUAUAGUAGCGUCUUCUGCAAACACAUCCAUCCAUAAAUCCAAUAAUUCACAUUAGGGUCCCCGACUGUAUUUUGCCCCCACUGCACUUAGAUAUGCAUGACCCUCCAUCCAAGGCCCAUGAAGUCCUACUCGAGCAGCUAUGUCGAGCACACUGUACUGAUCAUGGUCAUUGAUGUUCAGAUCCGCCCUUGCUGCGCAAAGAUACUUGACAAGGGGUAGCUCUUGUCUCACGGUCGCUGCCAUUAAUGGUGUCCUCCCUCGAGAUCCAAUCACAUUGAUAUCAGCGCCCUUAUUGACAAGAAGCUCAACAAUGGGAAGGAAGCCACGUUCUGUAGCAAUUAUAAGUGCUGUAUCUCCAAAUUUAUCUUUCUGGUCUAUAUUAGCAUUGUGUGAAAGGAGAAUUUCUGUGCUUGCAACGUCACGAUUCGUCGCUGCCUCCAUCAACGCAGUUUUACCAUUGCUGUCUGGAAAAUUCACAUUGGCGCCGCUUUCGAGCAGAAACUUCAAUAGUGAAUGAUGCCCCAUUUGUGCAGCGAUCAAAAAGGCAGUUUCGUAAGCUCCAGUGACUUUGCGGGAACACUCCUUCUCGAAAAUUGCCUCGAAGGCCACGGUAUUUCCUUGUCUAGCUAAUUCAAUUAUUAUAUCCUCUUUUCGUUUCGAUCGCUCCGCAUGAUGUAAUACCAAACGCAUAGUUUGAGUAUAACCCUUUCGAAUAGCGUAGACGAUGACUGCCAGCAGUCGAUACAUCUCGGCUAAAUCAUUAACCAAUUUGAUUAUCAACAACUCUUGCAGGAUGUCGAAUUGGUUCUGAACGAGCCAAUCAAGGGCCAUCUGUGACGACUGGUCAUCCUCUAUCGAAAACCCAACGUCUGAGCCAAGCCAAAUAUCAAAAAACGUCUGCCGAGACGAUUGUGCAGCUUGCAAGUCGUCAUAAAUUUCGGGGAUUGGACUUUCAAUCCCAAUUGUUCCCUUCAAGUCCUGUAAGAUGGUCAUCGUUCGUUGGCCUGGAUAGCGUUUCGUUAAAUAAUGGAUCAUAUGAGUAACCAUCCAAGAUAUUUCGGUUCGAUAUUUGGUGCACCAGGCAUCGGAAGGUACGCUUUCAAGGUCCAGAUAUUUAGAGACAGGAAAUGAGGCACGGUCAUUAAGGUUUACGUCCACUAUAGCCUUGAUUCGUUGAGCCGCCAGUUCUUUUGCCGUGACGUCCUGUUCUAAAAGGACCUUCAAACAGAUAUGCGCAUAUUCAACGACACAAGGUUGUACCUCCUCGUAGCCGGUUAGAGAACACAGCCAUUCACUCAUUGUAAUGAGGUGUGUAAGACCAUUAUGAUAUCCCUGGGAGGCAAAAACUUCCAUGCUCUGGCGGAUAUCAGGUAAACCAGACGAAACUCCGGAAAUUAAUGAGCUAUCAGAUAAUACCUGCAAGUUGCAUAUCAUCCCUUCUGUAUUAUUACCUAAGCCCGAAUUAGCAAAUACG